Messenger RNA from Trichoplax adhaerens, 432 nucleotides. RefSeq lists its product as uncharacterized. The transcript is spliced from 2 exons. The record is from RefSeq and is a predicted model, not a curated record. Bases 1 to 432 code for a protein of 143 amino acids. Lineage: Eukaryota; Metazoa; Placozoa; Uniplacotomia; Trichoplacea; Trichoplacidae.
AUGUCGUCGCCAUCGAGACAAGUUAGUAAUCGAAGAUUACCGCCAUUGCCAAUGGGUCCGAAAUUAGUGCCAUUAUCCUAUAACUCAAAUUCAAGCAAUGGUCGACAAACAACCAAUACCGUGAGUACUGGCAAUUCAACUGCAGUAACGACAUCACCUACAUCGGUCAUCAAUAAUGUCACUGGCAAUGGCAGUAGUACGUUAACUACUGAAUUACGUACUGCUGUGGUUGGUAAAAGUUAUGAAAAAUAUCAUAAUGGUGUUGUCAAUAAGAGCAGUACAAGUCCUUCAUAUUAUCACUAUCAUCCAAAUGAUCCUGGAAUUACAACAGCGACAACAACCAAUAAUAGCAGUAACUUGUUAACUGCGACGGUCAGUCCUAUGUUUAACUAUGGAUCAAAAUGCUUUAUGUUGACACUAAUGUAUGAUUAA